Theobroma umbraticum is the source of this 5121-nucleotide messenger RNA. Its product is annotated as formin-like protein 18. The record is from RefSeq and is a predicted model, not a curated record. NCBI's taxonomy places the organism in Eukaryota, Viridiplantae, Streptophyta, Magnoliopsida, Malvales, Malvaceae.
UGCUUUGGUGUAGUAACAAACCUCUCCCAAAUCUCUGUCCAUACAAAACCUUGUUUUGCAAUAGAAUAUUCUCACCCCCCUCCCCCCCCCUUCUCUCCUUUCUUCCUCACCCUUUUCUCUCUCCAAGACCUAACUCUUGUAUCUCUUAACGUCCCUUGAUUGAAAGCUAAGUCUCUCUGACACUUCCUGAAAACUUGUUGCUUCGGAACGCAGCAACAUUUCCCAUUCCUCUGCCGAGUGCCAAUGCAAUCAUUUGGACCAUUCUUCUUCUUCUGCUGCUGCUGCUGAUCUCUCUAUAUUAGCUCAAUGUGGGUUUCUUUUCUUCUGGGCUGAUUUGAGUUUUGUUGGAUCUUGGAACGACAAUGGCGUUGUUUAGGAAGUUUUUUUAUCGAAAGCCGCCUGAUGGGCUUUUGGAGAUCUCUGAAAGGGUUUAUGUUUUUGAUUGCUGCUUUUCAAAGGACAUUUGGGAAGACGAUGAAUAUAAAAUCUACAUUGGAGACAUUGUGGGUCAACUCCGUGAUCAUUUUCCUGAUGCUUCAUUCAUGGUGUUUAACUUCCGAGAAGGAGAGUACCAAAGUCUGAUUGCUAGCAUAUUGUCCGAGUAUGAUAUGACUGUAAUGGACUAUCCUCGUCAAUAUGAAGGUUGCCCAUUACUCACAAUGGAAAUGGUCCAUCACUUCUUGAGAUCAAGUGAAAGCUGGCUCUCACUUGGGCAACAAAAUGUGAUCUUAAUGCAUUGUGAACAAGGUGGGUGGCCAGUUUUGGCAUUUAUGCUUGCUGCUCUCUUGAUAUAUAGGAAGCAGUUCACUGGCGAGCAGAAAACAUUAGACAUGACCUAUAAGCAAGCGCCUCGUGAGCUUUUGCAGUUGAUGUCCCCCCUGAAUCCACUACCCUCUCAACUAAGGUAUCUUCAGUACGUCUCUAGGAGAAAUUUGGGCUCAGAAUGGCCUCCAGCAGAUAGGGCCCUUACAUUAGACUGUAUUAUUAUAAGAUAUAUUCCAAAUAUGGAUGGAGAGGGGGGCUGCCGACCAAUAUUUAGGAUAUAUGGACAGGAUCCUUUUAUGGCUGCUGACAGGACUCCCAAAGUUCUGUUCUCUACACCAAAGAAGAGUAAACUUGUUCGGUAUUACAAGCAGGUGGAUUGCGAACUAGUUAAAAUUGACAUCCAUUGCCAUGUUCUGGGUGAUGUUGUGCUCGAAUGUAUUAGUUUGGAUAGUGAUCAGGAGCGAGAAUCAAUGAUGUUCAGGGUCAUGUUUAAUACGGCCUUUAUAAGAUCAAACAUUUUGAUGCUUAAUCGUGAAGAAAUUGACAUCUUAUGGAAUGCUAAGGACCUAUUCCCAAAGGACUUUAGAGCAGAGGUUAUCUUCUCAGAGAUGGAUGUUGCAACUUCUGUUAUGUCAAUUGAUUUGCCGGGUAUAGAAGAGAAAGAUGGUCUUCCCAUGGAAGCUUUUGCUAAAGUUCAAGAGAUUUUCAGCAAUGUUGAUUGGCCAUCUCCAAAGAGAGAUGUAGCAAAUAUGCUUCAGCAUAUCUCAGUAUCAAAUAAACUACAAGAAAAUUCAGAGACAGGUUGCUCCAAGGGUAUGGAAAGAGCCAGUGUCUUGCAUGAUAAUGAAGUUAAGGAGAAAUCAAAAGUACAGGCAUCAGAACACCUGAUCACAAGUCCAACAUCCACUGCUUUGGAGAAACAAUCUACAUUCUCUGUUAAACCAUCUUUGGAUGCAAAUUCAACUAGAAAGAAGUUUGAACCCCAAGAAGUCCAGGUUGCUCCCCAACAGCCUGCACAAUCUAUACCAUCUUCUGAAUCAUCCUCAGAUCCAAGCCCAAUGGAGGCGCUAACUGAAUUGCAUGAACUUCGAGUUGCUCCUCAAGAACCACAACAUUCCAAGAAGUCUAGUAAAACAUCCCCAGAAGCCAAUUCAAUUAGAAGGAAAGUGGAAACCCAAGAGCUUCAAAUCGCACUUCAACAGCCAGCACAAUCUAUAUCAUCUUUCAAACCAACCCUGGAUGUAAAUUCAAUCAGAAAGAAAAUUGAACCUCAAGAACUUCAGGUUGCUCUUCAACGGCCUGCACAGCCUAAGAUCAUAUCCCAGCGAGUACCUCAGUCUUCAAUCUCUGUUCCAGUUUCAUAUUGCAAUUCCUUGCAAGGUUCACCCGUGCCAAUAUCAAGAUACCAUAGUGCACCUUCAGCCCUUGGCAUUACAGCUCUAUUGCAUGAUCAUGUUGUAUCUAAAAGUGAAGAAUGCAUUCAUCCUGUGACAUUACCUUUAUCUUCCUCAGCUAUUUCAUCUCCUCUACCAAAUACACCUAAACCUCUGCAGCUGAGUCUUGCAAUUACUACUGCUACUGCUUCACCUGGUGCACAAUCUUCCAGUGAAGCUCCCCUGAUAACAAAAGCUUCGUCAAGUCUUUCAGCUCUAGCGACCUCAAAAGCAACACAUACUGAACAACCUGGAACCACAUCGCUAGCUAGAGGUCGGUCAUCAUUUGUUCCUCCCCCUUCUCCAUUGCCUUCUCUUUCUGGAGCGUCUUUGGAAAUGGAGAAGUCCAAUUCAACCUCAUUUCCCUCUUAUCUACCCCCUUCUUCUCUGGAGGUAUCUCCUUCACCUGCAGCCAAGAAGUUCCGGUCGCCCCCACCCCCACCCCCUCCUCCACCUUCCUCAUUUUCAGGGGCAUCUCCAUCUCCCUUGGUUACAAACUCACUCCAAUCUCCCCGUCCCCCUCCUACCCCUCCUCCUGUUUCUAGCAAAUCUCCUCCUAUGGUCAAGAACUCACUACAAUCUCUUCCUCCUCCCCCUCCCCUGCCUUCCUCUUUGAGUGCAUCUCUAUCUGCCACAGUCAAGAACUUGUUCCAGUCACCCCCUCCUCCACCCCCACCUCCUUCAUUCUCAGGAAUAUCUCCAUCUUCUACCAUUAAAAUUUCGUGUCCAGCCCCUCCUCCUCCUCCACCUCCUACCAUUGCUUCCUCAGUCACCAGCUCUAUUUCUUCUCCAUCACAAUCUCGGACAUCAGGACCUCCUCCACCACCUCCACCUCCCCUACAUUCUGGACCUGUCUUAGAUCCUACUAGUAAAGCCUCAGUGCCACAGCCACCCCCUCCUCCUAGUCUUGCCCCGAAGGGUCCUUCAUCAAACAAAGCUGCUCAUGUUCCGCCUGUGCCACCUCCUCCAGCUCCUUGUGCCAAAGGUUUAUCUAAAGCAGGUGGUACCUCUCCACAGUCACACUCAGUAAGUAAUGGCAAUAUACCUUCAAUUCCUGGACCACCUUCUGGUGCUCCUUUGAAUUUGAAGGGACGGGGCAUAUCACGUAUAGGUUCCAAAACUCAGGCUCCCAGAAAGACCAACUUGAAGCCAUAUCAUUGGUUAAAGUUAUCAAGGGCUAUGCAAGGAAGCUUAUGGGCUGAGGCACAAAAACCUGAGGAAGCUUCCAAGGCUCCAGAAUUUGACAUGUCAGAACUUGAGAGUCUUUUCUCUGCGGCUGCACCAAAUUCAGAUAAUAGUAUCGGGGAUGGGAAAUCAAAUCGCCGUGCCUCAGGCCGUAAAUCUGAGAAAGUACAGCUGAUUGAGCUUAGGCGGGCAUAUAAUUGUGAAAUCAUGCUCACUAAAGUUAAAAUUCCUUUGCCUGAUUUGAUGAGUUCAGUCCUUGCCUUAGACGAUACGGCAUUAGAUGCUGAUCAGGUUGAGAACCUUAUUAAAUUUUGUCCUACAAAAGAAGAGAUGGAAUUACUCAAGGGUUAUAAUGGUGAUAAGGAAAACUUGGGAAAAUGUGAACAGUUUUUCCUAGAACUGAUGAAAGUGCCACGAGUAGAGUCGAAGCUAAGAGUUUUCUCAUUCAAGAUACAAUUCUGUUCCCAGGUUUCUGAUCUUAGAAAGAGUUUGAAUAUUGUAAACUCUGCAGCUGAAGAAGUGAGGAAUUCGGUCAAAUUGAAAAGGAUCAUGCAAACUAUUCUUUCUCUGGGAAAUGCUUUGAAUCAUGGAACCGCAAGGGGUUCUGCUAUUGGUUUUCGGUUGGAUAGUCUACUCAAACUCACUGACACACGAGCUCGGAAUAACAAGAUGACUCUCAUGCAUUAUCUUUGUAAGGUGCUGGUCGAAAAGUUACCAGAAUUACUAGAUUUUCCAAAAGACCUUGUGACUUUGGAAUCUUCAACAAAGAUACAAUUGAAAUGUUUGGCAGAGGAAAUGCAAGCAAUUAGUAAAGGGUUGGAGAAAGUUGUACAAGAACUGACUGCCUCAGAAAAUGAUGGUGGCGUGUCUGAAACUUUUUGCAGGACCUUAAAGGAGUUCCUUAGUUUUGCUGAAGGUGAAGUCAGGUCUUUGGCUUCACUUUAUUCCAGUGUGGGUAGAAAUGCAGAUGCCUUGGCUCUUUAUUUUGGAGAAGAUCCAGCACGUUGCCCAUUCGAGCAAGUUGUGUCUACCCUGCUCAACUUUGUGAGGAUGUUUGUCCGAGCACAUGACGAAAACUGCAAGCAGCUUGAAUUGGAAAAGAAGAAAGCACUGAAGGAGGCAGAAAAUGAGAAGCUGAAAAUUAGUACUCCCCCAAAGGAGUCCGAACACUUGAUACGAAGUCCAAUCAAGAGUGCCAAUGUUCAAUGAUAGACGCUCAUAAGCUCCAUAUUCCUAUUAAUUAACAUGACAUUCUCCCAUAUGAAAUAAGUACGGUUUUGCUCCAUGGAGUGAAUACCCUUGGAAGCCUGGAGCGUGAAUUACAACUGCCAACAUUUUUAUCACUGUCAUGAAGAAGAAUGUCUCACAUAUAAUCUGACAGCAAGAAUAAGGAGUUAUAAAUUAAAAUGCAGGUGGUGCACGGUGGCGCCAAAUACCAAUUUCAGAUUGUAAGGCUAUUCUAACUGCAUUCUGGUUUUGGACAUUUAUGUUGUUGCUGAGUUCUGUAUCUGCCAAUUCAUUCUUUAACAUGCCUUGUGGUUUUGGAGCAGUGCUGAUGGAUGAAGUUCUUUAGGUCCUCUCAAGCCACUUGUACUAUACCUCUCAAAAAUUUUGUUGUAAAAAUGUAGGAGUACAUAAUAGUUUUAUGCUCUCUUUUCAAUAUAUAUAUAUAUAUUCCUGUAAAUUUUUAGGUAUAGGAAUGUAAAUGUCAAUAUGAUAUCUAUAUCCAGAUCAAAGU